Dermacentor albipictus is the source of this 1497-nucleotide messenger RNA. Lineage: Eukaryota; Metazoa; Arthropoda; Arachnida; Ixodida; Ixodidae. The record is from RefSeq and is a predicted model, not a curated record.
UGUGAAUACCGUCGGCGCGAAGAUUGCGUGUCUGCGUGAAAUAAUUGCGGAAUUGAAAAGGUUCCAGUCACGUAAGUUUCCUUCCGCCUAUAUUCGCCGGUGUCUUUAUAUUCUUGGCGGCUAGUGCCACACAACUUCCGGCCAAUCCCCAAGAGUAAGUCUCACCAUUUCAAAAAGAGGGAGCCAACAAAUCAAGCAGGACAGCUGUUUUCUGAUGGUUUUACAUGCAUUGUUUUGCAUGCAACCCAGAGCCCUGGUACGCGGCUGCCACUUACGUUACUGUAGUCGCCCUUUUCGAGGUAAGCGGAGGGCGAAGAGACAAGGUGUGCACAGUUCUGGACGGGAGAAGGACGACGCCCGCGCUCUUCCGGGAGCAGUGAUGUACUCCCGGGACAUGUCACCCAGAGGUGACGACGACUACGGCGUCCACUCCUCACGACGUGGAGCCAACGGAUUUACACGACGCGACCGGCUGCUCAUCCCAGUGCCACGACGCAGGGACACCGACAAAAGAUGCCAUAGCGCCGGGGAAAUGCUUUGCACACCAGCUCGUUGCACACGUCUCGCACUUCGCACGUCUCGCACCUGCGACGUCGCGCCGAACAAAACAGCAAUGCCGGUGGAUGACCCAGCUUCCCUGAAACGGGUCUGCGGAAGCACGGCCGGUCUGCAGCGCUCAUUCUGCGUGGCGGGAAUCUUCAAGAAAGAAAAAAAAAUCCCCGCAGCUGGAGGAAGACUGCAGGGAAAACUGCAGGGGGUCGUCCAAGACGCGGACGCUGCAGCGUCUCCCUUGCAUCGUCCCGCCAGCCCCGGGCACGACGGCGCACUGAAAAGCCAGACCCGCCUUCACGAACGCUUGCAUCGACAGUCGAGAAAGGCCCCAACGCGCAGGCAGCGACCGGUACAGAUCGACGCCCCAGACUUUCAUCGGCGAACCACCUCGGCUGCGGGCCCGCAUUCGAAUGCACCGGAGCGGAGUACCCCGCCUUCACUUGGGCGAGACCGCUCGCUCAGCACCGGCGAGAUCUCGCACGUGACGACGGCGAUCACUGUCGAAGUGGAGGAGAACGGUGGGGCUGAACCAUCGCGAACGCCUUCGCCGGCGCCCUCGGCCGAGACGCCCCCUGCUGGUAGCUACAAGCCCGAGACUGGCGUCUCGGAGGCCGUAUCGACGCCCUCGAAUAAUGAAGAUCGCAGAGUCACCACUGACAGCGUUGUUAGGCUCCACCCACUGCCGAUCGACGCGCCCCCUGGCAAUGGAGAGCGGGACGACGACGAAGGAUAUGUCGACGGAUAGAGUGUCGCCAACGAUGACAGCGACCGUGGCGUUUAGGACGGCUAUCCUCGCUGCUUCACAAGUUGCACGUUUUUGUCACGCGGAGUACCCCCGCGUUGAAUGUAAACAUGAUCGCCUUCUCUCCAAAGAACUUCGAAUAACUAAAGGUUUACAUUCAACCCGUUUAUUUAAUAUUCCAGAGUAAAACCUUUGUACUCCAA